Messenger RNA from Syzygium oleosum, 985 nucleotides. RefSeq lists its product as uncharacterized. The record is from RefSeq and is a predicted model, not a curated record. Lineage: Eukaryota; Viridiplantae; Streptophyta; Magnoliopsida; Myrtales; Myrtaceae. The coding region runs from base 164 to 721 and encodes 185 amino acids. The transcript has a single exon.
GUUGUUUUUUUUUUUUUUCCUCUCUUUCCAUGUACAAGGUUGUUGGAGUUGGACGGCAGUUCACAGUCAAAGGAGGUUUUAAGCAGGGUUUAGGCGGCCAUGGAAGAGUCUUCCGUUUCUCCUUCCUCAACCGCCAACCACGCAAACCCUAGCGACCACCGCCAUGUCCUCCCCCGAUCCACAGCCCUCCGAUUCUCCCUCCGGGACCGGCUCGGCGACCCUCGGGAGCGAAAAUCCCGGCGGAGCUGCGGAUCGUCCGGAGAGAAAUGGAGGAGAAGAAGGCGCGGAGGAAGGAGAUCAUGAAGAAGAAGAAGAAGAAGGGGAGGAAGGGGAGGAAAGGGAGUGCGGGUUCUGCUUGUUCAUGAAAGGCGGUGGGUGCAGGGACGCGUUCGUCGCGUGGGAGGUGUGCGUCCAGGACGCGGAGAAGAACGAGGAGGACCUCGUGGACAAGUGCUUCGACGCGACGGCGGCCCUGAGGAAGUGCAUGGACGCUCACUCCGAUUACUACGAGCCCAUCCUCCGCGCCGAGAAGGCCGUGGAGGAAGAGGUAGCGAGGGAAUUGGAGGAGGAGGAGGAGGAGGAGGAGGAGAAGAAGGAGAAGGAAUCGGAGGCAAAUUCUGUUGCCGGAUCGGAUGAUCCGGUGGAGGGAAUCACGCGUUCCGAGGAUUCGAGCCAGCGAGAUGAGAUGACGGGGCAGGCGAGACCCCUCAAACGAGUCUAAUGGUAGAUGAAAAGAGAUGACUUUUGGCCUUGUUUGUACUGCAUUUUUGUCUCAAUGGUUAGCCAUGAUUGUGGAACUGGAGGUCAUUCUUUAUAUUGAGGUUAUUCGUAUAUGUUUAGGAGAAUUUGAUGGGGGAGAGUAGGAAGAGAUGAAAAUCGAAGACAAUUGUUCUUGUCUCGUGCACUCAUAGACUAAAAUCUUCCAUGAAUAAAUGCAAAUUUGAGCUGCCAGAUCCACUUCAGCGACUCAUCAUAUUUCUCGGCA